UAAAAAUUUUUUGAUGUAAGCUUACUACGAGUUCAUAAGAAUUGCCGUCACUAUUACAAGAUUUCCAUAUGCCAUGUAUGAGGCAUCGCUGUUAUCAGGAGAAGGCUGUUUCCCCCGCACAGUUAAACACUCACUGAACACUUGACAGGACCUGCUGCAUUAGCACAUGCUUGCUGCUUGUUUUGGUCCAAUGUACUUUCUUUCCAUAAUCACAGUGUUGUUUACUUUCCUGACACUGAGAGCUUGCACGCUUCUUACAGACGUCAGCAUUUGUGGGGAUUUUUUCCAUAGUUCAAAAGUCUCUCCCUCUUUAUUCUUCUAUCUGCUCCUGUCCUGAUGAUCACCUUCUCCUCCUCCAGCUACCGUACAGGUUAUAUCCAGGAUGUUCUCAGAGCCAGAGAGAAAGCGCUCCCUUCAGUUUCUGGAGUUCUCUUUCUGGGAGGUCAGAAACACGAAAAGUCGUCUGUCCACGUUGAGAAAAAAGUUAAAAGCUUCUAAAUCGUUUUAUAUCAACCGCUCAUUGGAGAAGAGGGAGGUGCUGGCUGUGUCUGAUGGAGAAUUGAAUAAGACUGAUUUAGAUGGACGGGGCAGUGAUCAAAGUCUUAACAGCUUGCCCAGUGUCCAGAGCGCUGGACUUGUGUCAGAGAGAUCGGUCGCCAGCUGGGCAGUAUCGUUUGACAGACUUCUUAAAGACAAACUUGGAAUUGAGUAUUUUACGGAAUUCCUAAAGAAAGAAUACAGUGCUGAGAAUAUAUACUUCUGGAAAUCUUGUGAGACGUUCCAGGGCAUUUCACCGGAUGACACUGAGCAGCUUUUGCAGGAGUCUCGAUGGAUCUACAACGAAUAUCUCUCAAGUAGCUCCUUGUGUCCGGUCAAUGUGGAUCAUCAGGCCCUUAUCACAGCAGAGAUGCUGGAAAAACCAUCUCCUAAUCUUUUCAAAGCACAACAGCUACAGAUAUACAACUUGAUGAAGUUUGACAGCUAUGCUCGCUUUGUAAAGUCCCCUCUAUAUCAGGAAUGUAUGUUAUCAGAGGUGGAAGGACGUCCUUUGCCAAACCUUACCUCUGAUCCUACAGGCUUGGGCUCCAGCUCUUCUGCUUUUAUCUCUGGAGCAGUGAGGAAAAAGAAGCUGAGACCAGGGAAGUCUCUGCCCAUUGGCGUUGAGGCAACUGGAAUGGACAACUUGACGGAUGGCAUCAAACUCAACAGGAGAUCUUUGAAGAAGAAGGAUAGGAAAGGAAACGUCACAGACGCCGCAAACACCAAUGGGCUCUUAUCUCGUCGCAAAUCUGAAGGAUCAUUGAACUCCAGAACUAACCUGGACAUGAGCACCAUCUCUUCAUUCUCUGGCAAAGAGAAUGACAGCAGCAGUCUAAGUAACAUGGAACUUGAAGCAGACACCAAACAAAUCAAAUACUGCUGUGUCUACCUCCCAGAUGGCACUGCCUCACUCACAGCUGUCAGAUCAGGCCUAACCAUACGGGAAAUGCUGUCUGGAGUCUGCGAGAAACGAGGAUACAGUCCUGCAGAUGUGAAAGUAUAUCUAGCAGGAAAUGAACAGCGGAAGGCACUGGCUCUGGACCAGGAGUGUUUGGUUCUUACAGACCAGGAGGUGAUGCUGGAGAACAGGAUCAGUUUUCAUUUACAGAUUGAAUCACUGAAUAAAAGCUUACGUAUUGUGGCAAAGCCCACGAAGACCAUCCGAGAGGCUUUACAGACCAUUUUGAAGAAAUACGGACUGGAUAACCAUCAUUUUGUGCUAAAAAAGAUGGGUGAGUCACACGCUUUAAACCAAAGCAACUCUGUGCAUCAAGUGGCAGGACAGACGCUUGUGUUGCAGCAAACCCUUACUGAGAUGAAAGACAUUACAAUCACUGAAGGAAAUACAGCUGAACCACAAACUAAGAUAGAACCUGUGAAUGAAAAGCCUGGAGAACAUAUGGCAAGGUCAGACCUUCAGCAUCAGACACAAGCAGAGUAUAUCAAUGCGAAUGACAGCUCACUAUUGAAUAGCCCUAGCAGACUUCCACAAGUCAGACACAAAGUUUAUCCACACAACUAUGACAUUGAAGGAUUAGUAGAAAUGCUUAACAGAGUCCAGAGCAGCCGGGCAGAUGACCAGCGUGGGUUGCUAUGUAAGCAGCACCUUGUUCUACCUGACUUCCUGAAAAUCCAGACAGAGGACAAAUGUGAUCAUUGCCACAUGGACUGCCAGGACAAUGCCACAGAGCUUCCAAAGGCUGCCUCAUCCUGUCCAGAUGUUUCUGCUGCAAACUACCAAGAGCAAAUUCAAGACACCAACUUGCCAUGUCCAGAAGGAGCAUGCCCCCCAUAUUUUCACACCCAUGAUACAAGUAACUCCACUGCUGACAAGGACAUAGUCCCAGCAGUGACAAUUUCCAGUAUGGACUCUGAGCCAACCGUCAGCAAUGACCAAAUUUGUACAGAAGAUGAAAGUUGUGCUUUGUAAUUAAUGACAGUGCUUCGUAUUUAUUUCGCUCCCAGGAGAAGGAUGCUGGAUACAAAUGUGAUCCAGGAAGAUGCAGGGACUUGCUGCAGAUAUACACAUUCAGUGAGGGUUGAAUCAAACCUGUUUUCUAUGAACAAGACCAAUCAACAAUUACAUGGGAGAUCUGUACGCAGACCAUGUCAUAGAUGUAAGAGGCUUACAAGCUCUAUCCUUUUGUCUAAUGGCAGCUAACGUUGACACGCAGUGGGUCUUCUUCACUAAUGUCAGAAUUGUGAGACAGAGGCUGUGUACAGUAGUUCAUAUUAUUACUUGGAUAAUUGUUCGGAUACUAUUCAAACAUGGCUUUGUGAUCUCGUGUCCAUUUUCUAUCUCAUUCAUUCAUAAGUUACAAACACUAACACUUAUGUUUAUUUCUCCAUUAUAUUGGUGCCUUUGAAGCAAGAAGACAGACAAAAUAAAAUUAUUUAUUUCACAGUGGUUCCCAUAGAUUGAUGUAGUGUAAGCAGACUUCAGCUCAAAUGCAUGUUUUACGUAGUUCAUUGAUCACUUUCCUUCCUCGUUGCCAAAUGAUAGACACUUACAAAUUUACUAAGAUGGGAGGUCUAUUUAAGAUGGGAUGUUGUCCAUAGCAACCAAUCAGAUUCUACUUCUCAUUUAUCUGGCACCUUCUAGAAGAUAAUACCUAGAAUCUGAUUGGUUGGUAUGGGCAACAUCCCAUCUUAAAUAGAACUCCCAUUUUAGUAAAUUUACCCCUUAAGGGCCCCAUACACUUAUGCAACAUGUCGGACCCUCAUGUCACUGGCGAUGCUCACGGGAACGCACAUCGGAUCGGAAACACUUCCAAAAUGCCCGAUUUCACCUGAUAUAUCGAGCCAAAUGCCCGAAAUCGGAUGAAAUCGGGCAUUAUCGUUCUAGUGUAUGGGGCCCUUUACUUCCCCUGAAGCAGGUCAGUUACUAUAGCAGAUACUGGUUCUAAAUUUGAACAAAUUAAAGCCAGGUUAGUUGGGGGAGGUCCAAAGUAACCAGAAGAAACCACAAUAUAACUUAAAGCCCAGAGAAAGAGAGGUUCAUCCCUCUCUCUGAUAUCACAAAUACAGUUAAUCUGUGCUAGCCACAAUUAUAUAUAAAAGCAUUAUAGCUGUUUUUUUUAAUGAUUUUAAGUAGCACAGAAUGUGAACUAGUCGCUAAAGCCCCCUAACAGUUCCAACAACUAUCAUUAGAACCAUUUGUACAGUCUCAUAGGCAAUAAAGAAGUUUGACAUCAAUGGUGAAUUAUCAAGACUUAAUAUUUGCGGCUUCUUUGCCCGUGGUGGAUCCGCAUGAAAACCCAGAUGGAUAACAUGCCAAAUAUAAAACAAAUGUAAGUCAAUGAGACCAAUCGAACUUAUGCAGUUGUGGUUUAUUUUGUUAUUGUAAACACAGCAGGCUCCAGUUCCGCUGCUGAUACUCUGAAUUUACAUCUGUGUACAAUCUGCAUAAAGAAAUACAUUGCAGCUUUUUUAGGCAUUCAAUCUUCUUCCAUAUGUGUCAAAUAAUUUCUAUAAUCAAAAACCUAUUUUCUUAUUUUGCUACUGGCAACAACAUACACGUGGAAAGGGAGGGGGGUAAUUCAGUAGAAUAGGAAAUACCAGAAGAAAGAAACCUUGGGUAAAGUUAGUAUUAUAUUUCUAUUACAGUCAGUAUAAUGCCGCUAUUAACUGGGAUUUUCGUUUGAGCGAAAACAGUUCUUAACGUAACGUACAGUAUUUAAUGCUGCCUACUGAGUAUGUAGCCUUCCCAAAUAUACCACUAGUGGAUCUUGCAAAAAAAUAUAUACAGUAUGGUAAACAGAUAUAUGGAUAAAUGAAGUGUAAAUUACAUCAUUCUUUUAAAUGCAUACUCUUUAUAAAAUAUAAGCUAUAAUGUAUAGGCUAUUUUUUUAUUUCUCUCAAAAUGUUUUUCAUGUUUUAAAGUUACAAAAAGUAUUGUAUUAUAAAAUAGGGCCCGAUUCGUGUUU
Pseudophryne corroboree (corroboree frog) is the source of this 4466-nucleotide messenger RNA. It is a transcript of the gene RGS14, whose product is annotated as regulator of G protein signaling 14. The coding region runs from base 383 to 2470 and encodes 695 amino acids. Gene Ontology annotation, cellular component: cytoplasm; plasma membrane; nucleus. Gene Ontology annotation, molecular function: GTPase activator activity. The transcript is spliced from 16 exons. The record is from RefSeq and is a predicted model, not a curated record. Gene Ontology annotation, biological process: cell division; signal transduction; spindle organization. NCBI's taxonomy places the organism in Eukaryota, Metazoa, Chordata, Amphibia, Anura, Myobatrachidae.